GCUCGAUUGCGCAUGACUCGCAGACUCAAUUGCUGUUUGCGAAAGUACGUGCAGCAGCCGGUGACACGCGUAGUGGCCGCAAACACAGCAUUUAUUCUGGUUCUAGACCAGAGCACGCAACAACGUGGAUGAAAGGGGCACCAAAAGGGUGCACUUGCCAAACAAACAAGUGGCUAAGUCUUGGACGGAAAGUCAAGCGAUGUGCCGCACACACAGUAAUUUGCACAACAGGAAGUCAGCGCGUGCGUGAUGGCGCGUUUAGCACACGUGCAUGCGCCAGCACCAUGUUCACGUGAGUCGGCUGGCCAUUUCCGGACCGCGGUUUUUCGUUCUCUCUGUGCAAUGCCGAAUUGGAACAUUCGCGUCUUAGUCAUCACGUUGUCUUCGCUGAGUGCAAGUGAAUUCAAGCUUAAGGCUAUAUUCAUUUCUACUGUGUGGACAUAUCGGGAUGCCAACUACAAGUACAAAUUCUGUGUUACUCUAUUAAGAGAUGCCUCUGCAUCUGGAAGAGGCCACAACAGUGAAUGAUCAGCUGCAGUAUCAGCCAGCGACAACAUACAAAUACUAGCUCAUGCAACCAGACCUUCCAUAAGUGUGGUGAAUCUGCCAUGCUCCGCGCGCAUACGGAAGAUCUGGCUAUGCCAAACCUACUGUACUACAAAACAGGUUUAGGAAAAGUGCAGAUGGAAACACAUAGUGCAGAUGUAGACAGGCGUGUGAAAGAGCUGCCGUCCAUUUUGGUCUUGUUCCAGAGGCUGUUGCUGGUGGACACAGCGCUGCCGGUUACUACGAGAAUAUGUUGCGUACAGGAAAGCAUCUUUUUUUGGAACUCAUGGUAAUAAUUCAAAUCUUAAAGGAGAACACUCACCAAAUACCAAAACUUGUUGAAAGAAAGAUACAAGGCCUGGCAUCUUCCUGCAGGAAACCUACGGUCCAGACAGCCACAGAAGCAGAGAAACAGCAACGAGUUGUUCAGACGAUUCCCCGUAUGUACACAAAGUCUUACUCUCUCGAAGUAACUACUUUAGGUUUAACCUUACCAAGUGCUCCUAACGCACCCAAAAUUCAGCGAGACAUGAUCUAUGAGCUAAUCUAAGAAGGGUCUCCUUCUGAGGUUGUAUUGCCACAGUCGAUAUUUGCGUGAUAACUUUGGGGUCCCAGUUUGCUUUAGUCAAUAAAUCACAACUUGACACCAUAUGUCUCACAAUCCUUACCUUGAAAUGUGUACAGAUAUUGGUCUUCCUUGCUAAAUAGGUACGCGUAUGCUACAUACGGGUACUAAACACGCCUACGCGGGUAAUUUCAAUGCUUUAUUUCUUCGUUACCGUAUUAGAACUUCUGCAGUAAACGAUUGCAAAGGGUUGUGUCAUGAAGUGACAGCUUUCAUCUGAGAGAUUGUUGAUUUUGGUGAGAGUUCUCCUGUAAGUCAUCUAGACGAGAGAUUGUAGUUCGGCAAAUGUUUGCAAAGUUUAUCAAGUUUCAUCCAUACAUUUGUUUUAAUCAAAAUGAACGAGAUGCUCAGCUCUCCCUUGUGUGUUUCAAAUUGAGAACAGUGCAUUGUCAGAUGAUCCAGCUGUGUGCUCACUUUGUAAACAGAUUAUUGAAGAAAUACGGAAAAAACAUGAAAUAAUGAAACAAAAUCCUAUUCGUUGGCUGGCAUUAGAUCAUAUUAUUCAUCUUCGUAAUAAGGAUUUAUCAUCAGGACUUCCAUUGAGUCAACUACAGGAUGAAGCAGAGAAAUGUGAUAUUAAAGGUGAAGAGUUUAGUGAGGCUCUUGGUAAUCUCAAUGAUUCUGGAGUUGUAUCUUAUUCAAAUGAGAGCAGUCUAAAGGAUUAUGUUAUUAUUGAUCCACAAGCAUUGAUCGAUGCUCUCAUUGCACUGUUGUCUAUUCCAGCUUUUCAGAAUCGUGGCCUACACUUCUCUGGCUGGCAUCGACUGGAGAAGGAUGGGAUUGCUUCAUAUGAAUUACUCAAACAUGCUUGGAGAAACCUUAGAGAUCCAAUUGAUAUUCUUGUCAAGUUUUUUCAAUAUUAUGGCAUUAUUUAUGAACUAGCUUCUAAUCAGUCCGAGCGAUAUUGUUCAGUUAUAUCUUGUUUGCCAUGCAAACUAUCUUCUGAUGCUUGGAAUGAGCCAUACAAUGAAGAUGCCCAUGAGAGAGAAUGCAGGUCAAUCUAUGUCAGAUUUCAUGAUGUAUCUGAUCCACAUCAAUCCUAUUUCUAUGUACUUUUUAACUAAAGCGCGUUUGCAAGCAGAGUUGGCUCAUCAUUGCAAAGUUCACUGGUCAAGGACUGGAGGUGUCUUUGCCUUUUACUUCCACACAUACGACAUUGUAGUGCCAUAUAAACUGGAAUAUAUUGAAGAACUGUUCAAACUCACCAUCCAACAGUGUCACUAGUUAAUGGAAGGGGCCAUACUUCGAAAGCUAUGGGAGAUGCUCGAGGAGAUUGAAAGCAAAUUCUUUCUUUCAGUUCAAUUUGAAUCUUUACUUCUCACCAAACGUUGGGAGAGAGCUGUUAUUGAACAAGACAGUUUACAUAUUCUUCCACUGGCCACAAGUGGACAGACAGGCAACACAACUGAUUCUACCGAAGACGCAGUAAAGCAGUUUGUAAGAUGUCCAACUUUGUAUUGCAAUUCUUGUGAUGUGCCAUUAACGCACAGCAACGUAGAAAGAUGGCUACAGAUCAGUCAAACUCGGCCAUUUGUGCAACGUGCAGCACAGAGAAUAUGGCAAGCCAAGAAUGCUGGUCCUCUGUAUUCUGCUGGAGGAGAAGUCGUUUCUGAUGAUGUGCUUGAACUGAUUGCUAAUCAGUUAAUAAACAGAGAGUGGUGGCGACUGGGGCGAUGUUUGAAACUAUCAGGAUGUGUCAUCAGUGAGAUAGAAUACAAGAACGGGGGUGGUAAUCUGAGUGGCCGCUGUAGGGAUAUCAUGAUGUUAUGGAAGAGCAGGGAACGCUCUGAUGCCCUUGGAUUUAAUUUGGUCAAAGCUCUGCACAAGGCCGACUUGCGUCAGUUGGCAGAUCGAUAUAUACAGUUGUAAACAGAUUGAUUACAGAUAGACAGUAGAUAUUAUAUACACACGUAGUCAAGUUGGAAAUGUGGUAGAUCGAAGUGUUCCAUUACCGCAAGAGUUUGGCUUGUAAAAUGGCAUAAAUGAGCAAACAAGA
This is a messenger RNA of Corticium candelabrum, 3167 nucleotides long. RefSeq lists its product as uncharacterized. The transcript is spliced from 8 exons. Lineage: Eukaryota; Metazoa; Porifera; Homoscleromorpha; Homosclerophorida; Plakinidae. Gene Ontology annotation, molecular function: protein binding. The coding region runs from base 2399 to 3040 and encodes 213 amino acids. The record is from RefSeq and is a predicted model, not a curated record. Gene Ontology annotation, biological process: signal transduction.